Messenger RNA from Rhagoletis pomonella (apple maggot), 518 nucleotides. RefSeq names its product diphthine--ammonia ligase-like. Gene Ontology annotation, biological process: protein histidyl modification to diphthamide. NCBI's taxonomy places the organism in Eukaryota, Metazoa, Arthropoda, Insecta, Diptera, Tephritidae. The record is from RefSeq and is a predicted model, not a curated record. Gene Ontology annotation, molecular function: diphthine-ammonia ligase activity.
AUGAACUUGACAGCUUUAUGUAUCAGACCGUCGGGCACAUGGGCAUUGAGAGUUUGGCGAAAGCGAUGGGUUUGCCGCUUUACAGGCGAGAAACAAAGGGGAUAAGUACACAAACUGGGAAACAUUAUGUGCCUACUGACGAUGAUGAGGUUGAAGACUUGUUUAGCCUUUUGGAAUUGUGUAAGAAUGAAUUACAAGUUGAGGCUGUUGCUGUAGGCGCCAUUCUCUCCGAUUACCAGAGAGUACGUGUUGAAAAUGUAUGUAGUCGUCUAAGUUUGGUCUCGCUGGCGUAUCUAUGGAGAAGAGACCAAACUGAGUUGCUGCAGGAAAUGAUUGAUUGCCAAGUACAUGCCAUUAUAAUAAAGGUAAAGCAUUUUACUACUUUUUCUGGACCUGUCGCGGUCACGGAUAUGAUUAUAACGUUUUUCCAACAAACAAUUGCAUUGUGCAUACGUAUGUAUGUAAAAUUAAAAUUUAAAUGCUCACAAUUUAAAUGGAAGUAAACAUAUUUUAUUUUA